UCGGCUCCGGCAGGGGGCGCUCUCUCGCAGCUCCUGGUAGUCUCUAUGGUGUUUCCGGGCGCUGCGGACUCGGUUUGAAGGCCGCUGCUCGGGACGUGCUCGGCGGCUGCUUCCGGCGCCAUGGGAAAACGGGACAACCGGGUGGUGAGUGAGGCCGAUUACUCAACCGGGCGGACUACAUUACCCAGACUGCACCGCGAGCUGCCAUAGGAGAGACAUGUCUGCACCCCAAUACUGUGUAUAACCCCAUCAUACCCUGCCUGCACCCCAAUACUGUGUAUAAACCCCAUCACACCCUGCCUGCACCCCAAUACUGUGUAUAAACCCCAUCACACCCUGCCUGCACCCCAAUACUGUGUAUAAACCCCAUCAUACCCUGCCUGCACCCCAAUACUGUGUAUAAACCCCAUCAUACCCUGCCUGCACCCCAAUACUGUGUAUAAACCCCAUCAUACCCUGCCUGCACCCCAAUACUGUGUAUAAACCCCACCAUACCUUGCCUGCACCCCAAUACUGUGUAUAAACCCCAUCAUACCCUGCCUGCACCCCAAUACUGUGUAUAAACCCCACCAUACCCUGCCUGCACCCCAAUACUGUGUAUAACCCCCAUCAUACCCUGCCUGCACCCCAAUACUGUGUAUAAACCCCAUCAUACCCUGCCUGCACCCCAAUACUGUGUAUAAACCCCAUCAUACCCUGCCUGCACCCCAAUACUGUGUAUAAACCCCACCAUACCCUGCCUGCACCCCAAUACUGUGUAUAAACCCCAUCAUACCCUGCCUGCACCCCAAUACUGUGUAUAAACCCCACCAUACCCCAAUACUGUGUAUAAACCCCAUCAUACCCUGCCUGCUCCCCAAUACUGUUUAUAAACCCCAUCAUACCCUGCCUGCACCCCAAUACUGUGUAUAAACCCCAUCAUACCCUGCCUGCACCCCAAUACUGUGUAUAAACCCCAUCAUACCCUGCCUGCACCCCAAUACUGUGUAUAACCCCCAUCAUACCCUGCCUGCACCCCAAUACUGUGUAUAACCCCCAUCAUACCCUGCCUGCACCCCAAUACUGUGUAUAACCCCCAUCAUACCCUGCCUGCACCCCAAUGCCUGCAACCCCAUCAUACCCUGCCUGCACCCCAAUACUGUGUAUAACCCCCAUCAUACCCUGCCUGCACCCCAAUACUGUGUAUAACCCCAUCAUACCCUGCCUGCACCCCAAUACUGUGUAUAAACCCCACCAUACCCUGCCUGCACCCCAAUACUGUGUAUAAACCCCACCAUACCCUGCCUGCACCCCAAUACUGUGUAUAAACCCCAUCAUACCCUGCCUGCACCACAAUACUGUGUAUAAACCCCACCAUACCCUGCCUGCACCCCAAUACUGUGUAUAAACCCCAUCAUACCCUGCCUGUACCCCAAUACUGUGUAUAAACCCCACCAUACCCCAAUACUGUGUAUAAACCCCAUCAUACCCUGCCUGCUCCCCAAUACUGUUUAUAAACCCCAUCAUACCCUGCCUGCACCCCAAUACUGUGUAUAAACCCUAUCAUACCCUGCCUGCACCCCAAUACUGUGUAUAAACCCCAUCAUACCCUGCCUGCACCCCAAUACUGUGUAUAAACCCCAUCAUACCCUGCCUGCACCCCAAUACUGUGUACAAACCCCAUCAUACCCUGCCUGCACCCCAAUACUGUGUAUAAACUCCAUCAUACCCUGCCUGCAUCCCAAUACUGUGUAUAAACUCCAUCAUACCCUGCAUGCACCCCAAUACUAUGUAUAACCCCCAUCAUACCCUGCCUGCACCCCAAUACUGUGUAUUGACCUCAUCAUACCCUGCCUGCACCCCAAUACUGUGUAUAAACUCCAUCAUACCCUGCAUGCACCCCAAUACUGUGUAUAACCCCCAUCAUACCCUGCCUGCACCCCAAUACUGUGUAUUGACCUCAUCAUACCCUGCAUAACGAGGUUAUCUAGCAGUGAUUUCUUCCUGCAGGCUCCAUCUAGUUCUAAUGUGUGAGCCAUGGACACAGAUAUACUCAAUGUGUAUCAUAUUAAAGAUAACAUAAUAGGCUUCUUUACCAAACUGUGAAUUGUAGUGAAAUGAAAAACCAUUGUCUGGUAUUCAGGCGAAAUAACUGAGGUUUAACUAUUUUCCAACAAAUCCCAGCUCGUCCAUUGUGCAGAUUUUAUAAGUGGACAUUCAUAAUGUAUUCAAUGCCAACUUCAAAUAUUAUGUUUUAUACAAAAAUGUUGUGCGAGUAGUGCGUUUGUUUAAAUGUUAAUGUUACAUGCAGGGCCGUCUUUAAUAUCACUAGGACCCUGGGCAAAGCAUUUUCUUGGACCCCCUGGACCCCCUACUCCCUGGCAUGUAAUCACACCUUUCACAUACAUACUGACACAUACACAGACAGACAUACACACAUACACUGACACACACAUAUACUGACAGACAUGCUGACACAGCCAGACAUACUGACACACCCAGACAUAAACACACUAACAGGCAUGCUGACACAGAGACAGACACAUACCCUGACAGAUAUACUGACACACACACACAUACCCUGACAGGCAUACAGGCACACACUGACAGACAUACUGAUACACAUACCCUAACAGGCAUACUGACACACACACAUACCCUGGCAGGCAUACACAUUGACAGGCAUACUGACACACACUGACAUACCCAUUGACAGGCAUACUGACAGACAACCUUCUGACACACAGACAUACUGACACAUUCAGACUUUAGAAUCUACUCCCCAUUUCGUACCUUCCUGCUUCCCUGGUGUCCAGAGUGGUGGCUGAGGCUUUUGGGGGUUGCUGACUGGCAAUUCAGACCAGCCCCCCCCUCCUCUCUGCUUCCCUAGUGUGGUCUCUCUGGGAGGAAGUGACUCUUGGCAGUCACUUCCUCCCAUGCUGCCAAAAAGCAAAGGGGCCUGGUCGUGCUAUUAAAGGGCCAAAGCGCGCGACCAGUCUCCUGCUUACAAACGCCCAGGAUGCACCGGGGGCCCAUGGCUGGGGAGGGGAGAAAGUUGUCGUGGGCAGCGGGGCCCCGCGUUAAAGACGGCCCUAGUUACAUGUUAAAAUGUAACACUACUGUCUGCUCUUACCUAGCUUUUAUUUAGCCUUUAUUGUGUCUAUAUAACCUGUUUUACACAGAUUAUAUAGAAAAGCAAAUAUAUAUAUAUAUAUAUAUAUAUAUAUAUAUAUAUAUAUGGAUAUAUGGAUUCAUCUUUGGGUUUUUUUUUUAUUUUUUUUAAAUGUAUCAGCAGUGUCUAACCGUGACCCCCCAUACAUUUGUGCUCUACAUUUCCCAGUUGAGCUGGCUGUGUAUCACACAAAAAUGUAGUUUGCAAAAAUGUGCUACCCCUUAGCCUGCACUUAAUGCUUAUCGAGACUAGAGCCGAGAAGUAGGACAUUUUAUGAACCAACACCAUGUUUUACUUUAUGUUGCACAUUGAUGAUCAUAAUACUGAGUGCUCUACUAAACUUUGUGUGAUGGCUGCACAACUAUCCUAUUUAUUAGCCCUUGUAGAUAUAAAGAUAAAUGUUGGUUUUCCCAGCCAUAUUCCUGGCCGCACUACAGUGGGUAUACGUCUUCCACCCUCUAACUUGGACAGCGACACCUUCUAAGUAAAGAAUAAAAGGAACUCCCCUAUGUUUCCAUAUUGUCAUAGUACCUUCAUUAUUAGCCAAUGUUCGUAUAUGGUUCUGCAGCUGGGAAGUCUUAAUUAUUGAUACUCUCCGAUUUAUAGCUCAUUGAUGACAUGAAGUCCUGUUACUUGGGGAAUAAAUGAAUUGUCAAAUAGUAUGCACACUGCUUACAGGGUAGGAUGUUAUUUAUAUGUCACCAUAUAUUCAGAACAUUUUUGAUGCAGUUACAAUGUCUAUGUGUAUUAUCUUAUCUUGUCAGGCUUAUAUGAAUCCCAUAGCAAUGGCUCGUGCCAGAGGACCCUCCUCCUCUGGCGGUCCGACGAUACAGGAUUAUCUGAGUAGACCCAGGCCAACUUGGUGAGUGUCAGUUUGUUUUUGUUUGGUUAGUUAUUUUUGUUUCUCUCCAAGUUACGAUACAUUAUAGUUGAAGUAUUUCACAAGUCUAAAACUGCAUUUUCAAAAACAGCGGUUGUUUGCUUUUAUUUUUCUUUGUGCUUUACUAAUGAGUAGUAUCUGAUUUCAAAGGCACUUUAUAAAAGUUCUGCACUCUUAUGUCUGUACUUUUAUAGUUAAUGGAUGAAGCACCCCCAGCUGUCAGCCAGCCAGAGAAGUUUACUUCCGCUAGCUCCCCUAAGCUUAGCAAGUAACGCGCAUGUACCUUCUUCUCACACCAGCAUUGCGUGCCCAUGGCGGCAAGCUUCAGAGGUUUCUCAAAGAGAAUAGGCUAUGUUCCAGUAAAGAGACUUCCAGGUUAAAUGGGGAGGGCUUGCAAAGGUUUGUUAAAAGAGCUUUUGCAAGCUUUUUUAAGAUACAGCGCCAGUGAAUACAUGCAUGCAUUCAUUGAGGGUAUAUCAGUUUAAUAGCAAUUUGUAUUUUAUUUAUUUUUUAAAUUCUAUUUGGGCAGUGGAGUAAGUAAUGACAUUAUAUUGAACUUCUGUCUGAACCUUAUCUGGACAGGUUGGGAGGCACAUGAGUAGUGCUGUCUGUCAGAAUGUAUAAAUUACAUACUGGCAGGAGUAAGCCAGUCUAAAAGUUCUGCUUCUGUUUGGGAAAAAUUGAUUUUCCACUGGAACCUAAAACUGCCCUACAAAUCAUUAAAGAGAGAGACAUUCUUAAAGUUCUUGUGUUCUAAGAAAAUAAAAAAAAAUGUACUAAUAAAUUGGAAAAAAUGAUUGCUGUAUGGGAUUUUAAAGCAUAAUUGUCAAUUCUGGAGAAGUGACAGUUGUUACUCAUUCCCUCACCCCAGUAAAAACAAUAUUACAGCAUCUAUUGGCAAUUAAGCAGCAGAGGUUAAAAGAACACAGUCAGUCGCCCCAUAUUGCCCUGGCUGCACUGAGUUUAAUCUCGGCAGUGACAGGAGUUCCUCUUUAUACAGAAAGCAAUGUAUAUAAAAUCAACCAAAUUCCUUUUUAUAAUAGCUUUUAUUUGCUUAAUUCACACACAUGGUCUUAUUAUAAUUUUACCCACCUACCACCUGGUUAAAUACAAUGAAAUCCGUACAAGUGACCACAUUGCUUUUUCAGCCAUUUUUUACUUUUGUUAUCAGAAUAACAUAUUUUAAACAUUUAGAUGUUUUGUUUUGAACAUACCUGAUGCAUGUAUUCCAUCAUUGCGAUGGAUGGUAAAACAUUGUAGCAUACGUUUUGAAAGUAUAUUUCCAGGUAAUGGCGACGCAGUCAUCUAUCUGAAUCUAGCAUGUUGCAUUUGGAUUUGUCGGCAUGAAUGUUCUGUAGUAUAUUACAAAUGCUGUCUGGUAAAUCUGGCCACGAGCCCAUAUUCCAAAAAAAAAACAAAAAACUGUUUAAUUUAGAAAACUUAGCAGAGAGGAUAUGUGCAGUUUUUUUUUUGUUUUUUCUCUAUAUAUUCUUUAUAAGUAAUGCCUUGUUUCCUAUUUCUUUUAUAGGGAAGAAGUGAAAGAGCAACUGGAAAAGAAAAAGAAAGGCUCCCGAGCUCUCGCAGAAUUUGAAGAAAAAAUGAAUGAGGUUCAUAGUUUAUUAUUAUUGGCAUGAGUAGUGUAUUUUCAUAGGGGUCAAUGGCAGUCAGUAAUACCAGCUGGUGUGCAUUUUCUUUUAUAUAAGCCUAGCCGUGCAAUACUUGGAUAAAUUGAUUCUGUUUAGGUAUUGUGGACCUCUUCUUUUGACCUUUUUUUGUUUUUCUGAACAAUUUUUUGUGUUAACUGAAAGUAAACACACAUUCUGUAUUUUUAGUUUGAUACAAUGUUUGCAUUGUGAGGGUGGAGCUUGAUCACAGAGCCGAGAGGUCUUACUUACAGAGGUAAAGAUCUCCCUACUCUCGCAUGCUCUUGCUGAGAUUCUGCCAGCGCUUGCCUCAUAUCCAGUCAAUCGAUGCCAUUUUUAUAUGUUGCACCAGCAAAGAAGCAAUGCUGCAGGACUGGGGCAUACUCCUCUCCUCAGCUCUGGAACAAGACCAUCUAUGUGGAGUGGAGCCUCCACAGGCAACCUCCGUCCGAACUACACAGAUGGGACCAAGAUCCCAAAAACCUCAGAAGAGAAGACCAAUAUGCAGGGACUUGAGCAAAGAUCGAGCAGGAGACUGUAGACUCCCAAGAAGAACACUGUUAUAUUUUUAUUGUUUACUCUUUUCCCCGUUUUCUUUCUUAAUUAUCUCUCAUCGUAUAUAGCAGGUUAACCAUUAAUGCUUGUGGCUGUAUAUAUCAUUAACCCUGGACUAUCAUAUAUGGCAGGAAACCAUUGCCAACCCUCACCGACAUUGUGUCUCCACCCUCUGCAUGAAGACACUGAAUUUUACUCAUAGGGAUGCAUUGAUUCAAUGCAUCUCUGUGAGGAGAUGCUGAUUGGCCAGGGCUGUGUUUGGCUUGUGCUGGCUCUGCGCCUGAUCUGCUUCCUUGACAAGCUCAGCCAAUCCAAUGCUUCUCUAUGGGAACGCAUUGUGAUUGGUCUGAUCACCACUUCUAAUAAUGUCCGCCAACUAGGCAGAUCGGGGGCAGAGCCAGCAACUGCAAACUGAAAUAAAGGUAAGAUCUUACUUUAUUUAGAGGGGCAGGGGGGCUAGAUAGUGUUUUUAACACUAUAGGGUCAGGAAUACAUGUUUGUGUUCCUGACCCUAUAGUGUUCUUUUAAGCAGCAUUAUGAUGGUUCACUAUAGCAUGUUACAUUAAACUAUCCAAUAUGAUCCUAAUGUUCCAUAUUUGUUUUCUAAUUUAUCUAAAGCUCCAGAUUAUAUUAGACUGCUGACUGGGCGUGGGUAUAAUUCUAGACAUACAACUGUAAUCCUGAUUAAUAUUCUCUAUACACUGUGAUAUAUGGUUUCAUUAUUACAUGUAUCAUCCUGCAUGAAAAAGUUUACAUUAUGAAAACCCCUUGUUUAUUUAUUUUUCUUUGAUUGUGAAGACUUGUUCUCGGUUGAUAGAAAUAACUCUUAAUAAACAGUUUCUUCUGCUUCUCAGAGUUGGAGAAAAGAGCUGGAAAAACACAGAGAAAAGAUGAUUUCUGGUAAUGAGAAUCCUUCUAAAAAGAAAGAGGUAAAUCAUGGUGGUUUGUUACUUAUAGCUUGAAAUUUGAAACAAUCACUAUAAAAUAAUUGGGUUACUGGCUAAAGUGAAAAUUCAAAGUGAAUUACAAUUUUGAGGUCAGAGUAGAAAAGGCAUAGUUGACCUAGAGAAACCUUCCAGUUUGGCUGGUUUUACCUUAAAUUUGAAAUUCACUUUGAAUCCACCUUAAAUCCUCACUGUAGUGAAUAACCUUGUAACAGAACAUCUUGGGGGAAUGGCAAAAUGUGAGAUUAAAUGCUUGAGAAGAUUUCGGUCGGAGUGUUUUGACUUUUAUGACACAUAUAGAUACGAAACUGAAAAAUACAUCAUGCACAAAAAAAAACAUAAAUCCCCAGUGCUCUGCGUAUACAUUUUGGUGCAAAGAGGUUUUCUGUCACCUUGCAUAUACUUGCUUAUCAUUGCUAAAUAGAUAUUUGCAAGCCCCAAUUUUUUUUCACUGCAUUGCAGUUCGGUUUGUGCUGGGGAAAUGACCAAUCAUAGUCUUCUGAUUAAGACGAAUGCUUCUGAGCACGUGUGUUGGUGGGAGGGGGCGUGGAGGAGGCUGGGCCCGGGGGUAGUAAGUGAUAUCUCACAUAAAUGGACACUUUUAUAAAGUGCAAAGAAAAUUGAAUACCCCAGUGUAAAGCACUUCAGCAAGCUGUGUGUGGCAUGUUCAUUUAAAUAACGCUUUUAUUUCACAAGUUUUGUUUGCCUAUAACUCAGGGCUGUCCAACCUGUGGCCCCCCAGAUGUUGCUGAACUACAACUCCCAUGAUUCCCUGGCUAUCUGUUUCAUUGAAAGAAUCAUGGGAGUUGUAGUUCAGCAACAUCUGGGGGGCCGCAGGUUGGACAAUAACUGCUCAAUAUAUAACUGUAGUUUCAAAAUGUUACUAAAAAUGCAGCUUUUUUUUCCUUAAUCUUGUUUAGUAGUUUUUCUUUUCUUUAGUUAUUUGUUCUUUGACAACGUUUUAUUCCAACCCCCCACAGAAAAAGAAAAAAGAGAAGAAAAAAUCUGGUGGGGUGAGAACGGUUUUUAAUCAUAAUUAAUGAUAUUGUACAGAUGAACUUUUUUAAUUCCUGCAGAUAUUUAAGUAUUGGAUAUGUAAUAAUACAGAUUCCUGAUUUAUUCAGAGUAAGCAUACAAACCACACUGCUAUUGGUAACUUUAAUCUACCCUUUAUGUGCGGGUCUAUCCCCAGGAAGUUCUCUCUUAAACACGUCUAGUACAUUUAAAGAUUUGCAGCUCAUUCCUAAAGAAAAUAAACAAUUGAGAUAGAUGUGUGUGUAUAUAAAUUAGGCAUGUUACAUUCCGUAUAACGAAUACUAUCAUACAUACUUCAGGGUUAUGUUGGUAUCACUAAAUUAUAGCAUAGUUCAAAAACUUCAAAACAUUUUAGUGGCGGAAUUGUAAUUCUGUUUAAAAUGUGCGUCUCACAAGUUUUACUUUCUGUUGUCUGUGGUCAAGUUUUCUUCAUCAUCUUCCCCUUCUUCAUCGAGUUCUGAUUCUUCCUGCAGCUCAGAUGAAUCUGACAAUGAGGUGAGAUCCAUUUACUUGAUGUAAUAAACAUAAUCGAUAAUAGAUUGUCCCUCUGUAUAUUUUAUUUAAUUUAAAAAUGCAUUCGGAGUAAUUCUUGUGUUUACAUUGGGCUUUUGUAGAGCAAGAAAAAACAAGCUAAAAGAAAGAAGAAGAAAAAAUAUUCCUCCCGCAAGACUUCUGAUAGUAGUUCAGACAUGGAUUCAGACAGCAAGGUACACUUUGUCAGUCAGUUUUUAACAAUUGUUCAUGGUCAUACUAUGUGGACACCUACUAACCAUUGACUUCAUCAGUUUGAGUUUCACCUUUUGCUAACCAGCGUGUGAUAUACAGCACAUAGUUCUGAAAUCUCCACAGACAAACAUUGGCUGUGAAUUAGGUUAUACUAGAUGUUUUUAAACAUGACACUAUCAUAGAAUGCCGUCUUUGCCCUGAGUCAGUUUGUGAAAUUAGUGUCCUUCUGUAUCAAUCUGCCUCAGUUUACUAGAAGUGUUAUUGCCAUGAAAUGGAAGUAUCUAGAAGCAACAACAGCCCAACCACGGAAUAGUACACCUCCCAUACACAAAGAGCAAGGGCACCAGGUGUUGAAGCCUGUAUAAAUCGUGUUUCAUCUGUUGCAUCACUGCAGAAUCCCAAACUGCCUCUGAAAGCAACGUCAGGACAAGAACUGUGUCAGGAGCUUCAUGAAAUGGGUUUCCAUGGCCAAGCAGCUUUUCUAUAGGUGUGAUAGGUGUCCACAUGCACUUGGAUAUAUAGAGUGUGUGUGCACUUAUGUAAUGAAAUAUUGAAAAAGGUUUCAGUAGAUUUUCUUUGGUGUUUUUUUUUUUUCUUCCCUGUUUUCUUUUUUAAAAGUUUCUUGUGUAUAUUUUGUCAGUAACUCAAGAAUUUUUUUUUUUAAACUAGAGAUCUGUAAAAUACGGCAACUAGUAGAUAUCCCUUCAUAUGCUAUUAUUAGCCCUUAUCAGCUUGACAAAGGCCCAAAGGGGUCGAAACGUUGCAUUUUGGUUCUUGGGUACACUAAAAUUUCCUAUUCUUUGGAACAUUUUGGGGUGCCUGGAUUACUUUUCUACUUACAUGUUAUAUCUGGUCUCUUUGGUACUGGGACUGAUCCAAGUGCACCCUAGGAUUCCAGGGUGAAGGGCUGAGUGCAGUUCCACAACUUGUCUAUGGAUUAUUAGCCCUUCUGUCAUAUCUGAUGGAUAAAAGAGUGAUCUCUCUUUAGCCCAAAGCCUGUUAGUGUUUUUUUUUUUGUUUUUUGUUGUUUUUAGAAAAAGGUUUUAUUAUUAUUCCUGGUAAUAUUACAGACGCACACCUAAUGGGUUAUUCAUUAUACUCUGAAUAGUAGCUUAUCAAAAUCUGUUUUUUUUUCUCUUCAAAUUCAGUUGUAAUUUCUUAAAUGUUUUCCAUACAGAUUUUAAUGUUAUAUUUUUUUUUGAUUUUUUUUUUGGGAAUAACCCUGCUAAAGGUCAAAGAGAAUGUAAUUGUCAAUAGGUUUGCAAAGUUAGUGCUAUUCAUUUCAUAUUUCCUAUUUUCAGUUAUAGACUAUUGCAGUUAUGAAUUCACAACAACCACAUGCUCCCCUGUUUACAUGUUGUGUGCGAUUUUCAUAUGUAAUUGAUAUAUUGUGGUUUCUGUAGGACAGCCUGAAAAAGAAGAAAUCGAAAGAUGAUCCGGACCGAGACAAGGUGAUAAUGAUCUUAAAUAAUAUGUCUGUAUCUUAAUGGUUUGCUUGGAAUUUAAUUUCUGAACCCUUUCUGCUAUGACUGUGUGGCUUUUCAUUCGGUUAAUAGUAUUUUAAUAUAAUCUUUUCAAUAACCUUCAGAAAAUGGUGGUGGGUGUGCAGUAGGGCUCUUGUUGAGACUGACCCUGACAUCCAUAACUAAAUGAUAUGUAGUAUAGGUAAGUAAUAUUCAAUGGGGAAUAUUGACUUAGCCAGUAUAUUGAGUAAAUGCUAUUGUGAGGUUUGCUAAAUAUUUAAUGAAGAAAUCUACACAGCAGUAAUAAUUUAUCUAUAUUGGUGAAUUGUGUGCCCACAUCUUGGCUUCCUUUCCGUUAUCAUUCAAACUUUUCGGCUAUUGGAUAUUGCGGUGGAGGAGAAAUAAAAACAGAAAAUGUAAUUUGCUUUGUGUACGCUGGGUUUAUUCACCAUCUUAUGAUAAAGAUUUAGCAAACAUUUUAAAGAGCGCAUGACCUGAAAAGGUUAACAUAAGUCAUAAAUGAUUUUCAGUUAUUUUUGCAGUGCUGUAAAAGACCCGCUUUAAUCUUCUAGAUGGUGGUUUUAACACUGUAGGGUCAUGUUUGUGUUCCUGACCCUAUACUCUAAUGGUAGUAUAGGUACUUGAUUAAUUAGGUUUUGUUUUUUUACAUGGACUUAAAUGCUUUAUAAACGUACACCUGCCACAAGUAUUUUAGUUAAUCUUACUUAAUGCAGAGGAAAUAAACUUGUUAGUCAUAUGACCCAGUCUUUGUGUACAGGGCAGAAAACGGAAGAGGACUGAAGAAGAUCAUAAACAUUCAUCAUCAGAAUAUUGUUCCAGAUCAGAAUCUGAUGAAGAGGUCAGUCUAAAUAUAUUAUAUAUAUUAUAAUCUUGUUUUGCAACUAUUAAUACAAGUAUUUUAUUUAUUUUUAAAGGAGCUUUUUAUUAAUAAAAGGAGCUUUUAUAAAAAUGAUUAUUGUAAUUAUUUUUAGCAUUAAAUAAUGUGUUCCUUGUUAAUUCCCUGGCAAUAACAGUAAUUUUGGUGCACAAAAAGAAGAUUCUGCUGUUUGUGAAAGAGGUAGAAAGGCGGAAGAAAAGAGAGACUAAUUAACCCGCUCAACAUAGCAUUGUUUUCUCUUUUUCCCUUCUUUGGAAUUUGAUUGACCACUCAGUCGGUUAAUUGUCAUGUUAGCAUUGUGGAAGAUAAAAAUGUUGACUUAGAAAGCAGUUUAUUUUCAGAAUGAAACUUAGAAUUUAUUUACAAAAAAAGGUAAAAUCCUAAAAUAGUCUUUUCAUUAGCAUUUACCUUCUGUCACUGUACUUAAUGAAGUAUUACUUUAAAAUGCACAAAAAUAUUGCAAGUGUAGAUGGCAUGAAGAAAUAGACAAAAGAUAUACAAUCUGCCUCAAUACGUGUUGAAAUCGUGUGUAGCCAGCCCCAAGGAGCACGGAAAAUGUGCGCAAUGUCACUGAGACCAAGUAUAUGACAAACAUGAUAACCAGUGCGACAAUCUCAGAUUUCAGUGCACACCAGCUUAUGGUUGCAACUCUCCAGCAUGCAUUGUGAUUGUCUGUGUGUGGGGCUUCAGAGGCAGGAUAUACUCCACUUUGGACACGUGGAGCAGGUCUGCUUUAAUUUUCAUUUAAAAAGGAAACGAACCAGUGGUAGUUCACAUUAGAAUGAUAACAUACCAGUGUAAAUCAAAGUAUGAUAUUUCCAGAGGGCGUGUGAAAGUGAACACUGAGGAAACCAUGGUUAGAGGGCAGAAGUCUUCCCAGAGGUCUGGUAAUUAAAUUGCUUGUCCGAGAACAAGCAAUUCCUAUUUUCACCACUAAGUGGCACUUUGUUUUCUCUGACUUUAAUGCAGAUAGUUAUAAUGGGCUCUGAGAAAGUUCAUGGAUCAUUCAGAAAAUUGAUAGAGAUAUCUGUCUCUCAGGGUCUCCAUCUUGUUAAUUGUGGUUAUUAUAUUUAAAGAGGCUCUGUCAGCCUAUACUUACCAUACUUAAAUCUACUCUACCUUACUCAUGGUUUCUUCCUGUUUUCAAUCUACUCCUCCUAAAAUGUGCAAAGCAGUAAUUGUGUUGCUUUGAGUAUUGUUUUUUGUCUCUGCUUGACAACAGGUGGAGCUAACGGAUAAGGCACUGUGAGACCAUAUCUAUUGUGGUUCCUGUAGGAUCCUGCAUAGACCUCAGUGCUGCACUCUCAUGCAUGUGCAAGACUAUAGCACUGACAUGAGCUCAUGGUAGAUGAAGCAACAGGAGAUCUUGACAAAGGAAGUGGCACUUGCCUUAAGCUCCACUCAUUGUCAAUAUUCGUCAAGUUGAGUUAAAUUACAUAAGACAAAGUACUACUACUUUGUCUUACAUAUUUUACAAGAAAAACAAAACUUAAAGGAAUAAAAUAACAGAUUCAGAGAGAGGAAGAGGAAACAACUGGAAAAAUGUAAGUUUGUUUAUGAAGAAAUUCACCAGGGAAUCACAGAAUGUAGGCUAAAGUAGCUGAGCUGAAAACAUGACUUAAAAACUCUGUCCAUUUUGACUAUUAAGGCCUAAAACAUGCAGUUCUCUGUCAACACUUGCUAACAGUUCAUGGUUUAUUAAGUGACAAGUAAAAAGAAAAAGUAUUAAAAUUAUUAUGGAGGGAGAGCCACCUCACAGACUAGGUAAAAGGCGGGGACACAGCUGACCCGGCCUCCCCUUCCCGUCGUCCUCCCUCCUUGGCCUCCCCGGCCCUUCCCCUCCUCCUGCCCACCCGGAGCUGGAAUGUGACCCCCUCCUCCCCUAUUCCUCUACUGCUCUUCCACUAUCUCUGUCUACUCUGUCUCUUUCUCUCUACCUUUAGGCCCUAGCCUUUUCAGAGGACCUUAUAUCACACACAGCAACCAUAAGCGCAGACUGCGUCAGGACGCUAACAGUAGCCUUAUCCCCCUAAUGUGAAGGACAUCUCAGCAGAGGGUGGGUGGUGGGACAGGGGCGAGAGCCGGAAGAACAGAUAGCGAGGGAGGGAAUGACACAAACGCUGUCAAAAUCAUAGACCGCAUUGCCCCCGUUAGUGGCCGGACCCACCGCCUGUGACCAGGACCUGAGUCAUUAGCCCUUCCUAAGUGAGGAGCAUAUUAGGCUAACUUGCACCCGGCUCUGACCUACAAUUAAAUUAGCCUCACACCACUCUGAGCAGUCAGCCUCAGCAACCUAGGCUAGACUGUCGGAUCGAUGCUGAACCCUUCUUAUUAAGCAAUAUUAUUUGAAUGUCAAUGUACUGUAAAAACUGUGCCUUUGUUAUAUGCCAUGUAUAUACCAUUUCUUGUUCUUAUUCCUUGCUUGUGUUGUCAUGGCAACACAAACCUCUGUACCAUCUUAAGCACAGAGAAAUAAAGAAUUUAAAAAAAAUAAAAAUUGUGAUAUGGGUUCCAUACUGAGAUGGUGCCCUUAGAGGGAGGUUAGGGAGCUGGGAUUUUUUUUUUUAUUAAGCUACCCUAUCUUGAAUUUUUGUUGCAUAGCUUGUCUACCAUCUCUGAAUGUAGGGCUUGUAAGACUAUGAAUACGUUUACUAACCUAUGUUUGAAAAAAAGGCCUAAAUGAUUGUUUUAAUAUAUAUAUUCAAGGCUAUAAUUAUCAUCUAUGUGGGUUAUCCAAUGUGAAAUGUCUUCAAACUUGUUUUUUUUUUUUUUAACAACCUAGAUAACUAUGUAACUAUAUAAAGUUUAUUAUUUUCUCUAAAUGCCAUGUCCCUGUCCAAAAGUAAAUUUGGAAUUCAAUACGCACUCAUGGCAUGUAUGUCGAAUGGAACCUUUUGCUCCUCGGGGAAAGAUUGACGCUGGUUGAGGACAUUCGAUAUGUCUCGUAGAUGGCACUGUUCUGCUGAGAUAUUUUGUUUGUCUUCAGAGGCUAUUGGCUGGGCACUUGUGUUUAGUUCCCCCAAAGAGGUCUUAUUUAUUUAUUUCCCCUUCUUCUUUGUAAGUGUGUUUAAUAUGUUAUUGCAAGGCAAUGGUUUGUUCAUCUUGUUCCCCACCCAGAUUUCAGCUAGGCUAUUAUAGCCUAAUCACUAGGAUUUCCCUUUACUUUAGUAUAUAACCCUGAUGUUGUCUUUGGGGCAAAUGAUACGACCUCGUAUCUAUGUGAUACAACACGAAAGAGCUGAGAGGAUAUAAGAUUGUGUUCUUUUUGCAACACAAACAUUCUCCUCCCAGGAUCUGGCCACAUAAGCCGGCUACUAGUUGUGUUCUGUAACGAAACGGAAGCCUCUGCCGCUCAGCUCCCACCUGGGGAGUUUUCGGGCUCUCACCUCCCCGGCCAGCAGCCUGUGCUGACCGCAUCGAUGUUCUUUACACCUAUGCCUAGAGGAGCCUGUCCAUUCGGUCUGCCGGGACAAGAAGAACUGGGGAACCUUGGAGGUACAGGGGUUAUAAGGGAAGCAGCAGGCGGAUCUCAAUUGAAUAUUUAAAUUUUGGGUGGAGCUUCUUGUCCACUGGAGAAGAUACAACCCACUUGCUACAGUACUGCCACUAUACUAAGGAAAAAGGAAUUUCCUGUAAGUACAAUUACUGUUUUUUUAAUGUUUACAUUCUUAGCUUUAAGGGACACCCCAAGCAACAUAAAUAUGUGCCGAUGAGCUCUUCUGCAUUCUGGGUAUUAUAUGCAAAUUCAGGAGAAAAGGAGCAGUCUACUCUAGUUUACAGUGCUCAUAACAAGCGUGUUGGCAUAUCAGAUAAGUCAGUUUGUUUGUUCUCUCCCAAAAGAUUACGACAAUUCAUUAAAUGCAUUUGUUUGACAUAUUUAGAGCACAUUAGUUUUAAUUUUGGAAGAUAAGUAGCUUUAAUUAGUGAGAUAACAAACCACUCGAAUCAAAUAAAAAUUCUGCAAAGAGUCAGGAUAUCCGAACUCUAGAUGUCUGAAUAACGUUCUUUCUUUUUUUUUUUUUUUUUUACUUUCAUUUUUCAGGUUCACAGUAAAAAGAAAAAAUGCACAGAAGAAAAAGCUGUAAGUAUUUUACUUAAAAGGGGAACUGUGAAAUGUGGGAGUUUAACCCCUUAAAGACACAUGACAUGUAUGACAUGUCAUGAUUCCCUUUUAUUCCAGAAGUUUGGUCCUUAAGGGGUUAACACACAGUUAGAUUGCUGCUAGGUUUGUCUGCCACAAUAAACAUUACUUGAACCCUCGUUAUGCUCAGUAAGGGCUAUUGUUUGUAUUUGAUGCUUUGGAAAGAAUAUUCAAGUGCACGUGCCCUCCUAUAGCAUCAUGGGACAAAAGCUCAGAAUUGCUGCAAAGGUAAGUAUGUUUUUAUAGUUCUGCUACACUGCUCACUCAAGUAAGUGCUUUUAGCAGUGUUUACUGGAAUGUGCGAAUGUGGAACUAUUGUGAUUAACAAUUUACCGUUCCUGUUUUAAAGUAAGGGUGUUUUUUUUUUUUCGUUUUUUUUUUUACAUAUUGUACUAGCCAUACUGUGUGUAUAUGUAUGUAUGUGUUCAUGGCAUAUGAUAUUGUUAUAUUACAACUCUGUACUAUUUAGCAAUGAGAGAGAAAUAUUCUGAUUGGAUCGUUAAUUGGAAUGUGUCAUCCUUGUUGACAUUUUGAUUAAAUAGUUACUUUGACCACUAUGACAACUCCUGCUUUUAGAAGUGGUUGUGCCGGUGGGAGUCUGCAGCUUUUUUGCUUGAUAUUUGCACUGUUGUGCCGAUACCUGGUUAUAACAUCGGAACACGUGACUUAGGCAGCUCAGAAGUCUGUUACGGGCUGCCUAAUAUCAAUUCUAUGCAAAAAUACAUCUGUCAAUGCUGUCGCUGUAAACUAAUCUCCUUGCAAAUCAGCUCUGGGAGAGUCCCUGCGCAAGGGGAUGCUUGAUCCACCCUCAUUCCCUUAAUUGUGCCCUCCCUGCAGUCCCCACCUUUCUAUAGUACUUUAUUUUUUUCCAUUGCACCUAUCCUCGAUCAUAGGAAGAAUAGUUAAUCAAUUCCAUCACUCUGUUAAAUAAUGCUCCUUCCCAAUGGUGUUUGCAUUUUCUUCUACCAGUAUUGCUGGUAAUAUUAUAUAAUUUACAAAGAGUAUUUACAUCUUGUUACCAGUGGGGCUAAGCAUUAUUAUACUGGAAUAUGUGUUCAGAAGAACACCUCCUCUAGGACCUGACUACUGUGACUAAAACCAGUUCUAAUAUUCUAUUGCCAUCAGUUGUGCAGGAUCUGUGUUGUGGUUUGUCUGCAGCUGCCCUGCUUGGCCGACAGGUUCCCUUUACAUCUGACACCCGAGGGUCUUGCUCAAUGUUUGCUCUGUUGGUUUUGUAGAAUGAAUUGCUGUAACAUGCCGAGUAUUUUUUUUUACAUCCUGUUUUUUCUUUUCUAAUAGGAUAAAGUAAAAAAGAAAAAGAAGCACAAGAAACAUAACAAGAAGAAGAAAAAAAAGGGUAUUAACCCAAGCUCGGAUUCUGGAUAACACAAUAAUCGAACAUACCAGGAGAGUGAUGCAAAAUGUUUAUAUACCCCACUAGGCACUAAAAUUGUUAAAAGCUCAGACUGUGAAAUGGGCUGGCAUGCAUUUUUUGUUAAUGUUGUUUGGGAUUUUAUAGCGAACACUUGAUUAACGUGCAUAUUAUGGACUUUUUUAAUUUAAUUUGAUUUUAAGGAUCCACAAGGAAUGUAGGUGAUAGUUCACUACAAGUAGGUAUAUGCAUAAUCCAUACACAGUGCUGGCAAACGCAUAGAUUCAAAAUAUUUAUGAGAAUCACUUUUUCUUCUGACAAGAUGCUCAAAAAUGGAAAAGAAAUAGAUUUGCAUGCAGCCACCUGUCCUCAGAUGCCCCAGUGCACAAUAUAUCGGUCAUUUGUGGACGAGGAUACUGCGUUGGCAUCCAUUUCUGGUGGCUAUCUUUAUAUUGUUGUAUUGCCAAAAAUCAUGGCACCAGAAAUGAACUGAUUGGUGAGUUAUUGCAUUUAAUUGUAUACGUGUCUUAGCUGUUAGAUUAACCAAACUCUUCAUUACGUUACACUGCACCUGUCACAUAAAGUAGAGAAACAUUGUACAUAACCACAUUGCAUCUACAUAUUGUGUUAGUCUAACUUAAGCAGUUGUGUGAAAUAGACAUUAUCCUGGGAUUUGCUUAGGUUAAUACCAAUAUGCUGUUCCCAUAAAUUUAAGGAAUAAAAACACUGCCAAAGCCAUGAACCAGAGAGCAUGGGUGAAGUACAAAAGUUAUGAAAAGUACCAUAGACCGGUAUCGGUCACACAAUUCCAUCCAUGCAUUGUGUAAGCCAAUCUCCUAAACAAAGCUUGAAGAAAAGGACCAUUUCUGACCUGUUUUUGGCCUAAUUUCCCUGAAGCUGCACGCCUCAUCCUGCUGUGGGUAAUGGAUCCAUUGAAUGGCAUCACAUACCUUGUGCAAUGCAGCAUUUAACACUGUAAAAGAAUGCAGAGAUAAAUGAGCUAUAUUUGGUGGAGGAAAGCAGAGUUCAGGUGAAGAUGUCUAUCAAACUGCCGGCAAUUUUGCCAGUUUACUGUAUAAUAAUAAUUUAAUUUGUGCUUACAGCUGAUCACCUCCUCCAAGCUUUAUGUGAGACAACUUUUGCUCUAAUCUAAAAUAUAAUAUGCUCCAAUAGUAAAAAGAAUUGUUGCAUAAAUAUUCAAACUUGUAAACCAAAUGUUAAAUGUGGUCAAGUCACUUGAUAUUGACUUUCACAGUUGAAGGUGGUUUAUUUAAUAUUACUGCAACUUUACUGUGCAUUUAUUUACUUGAGGGUAGGUCUUAGACACAUCCAUUUGUUUUGAAAUGCAAUUGGGAAACCUAUUGUCACUGAAACAUAAUUAGCAGAUGCAAUAAUAUGCUUUUUGUUUGUUUACUCUUUUAGGGAGGGUAAGUUAUAAAUUCUGCUGAAGUGAAGGUACUGGUUUUACGGUAUGAAGUCCAACAUAAUCUAAUAGUAGGGUAUUUCUGGUCUGUGGAGUGUGUGGGGAGACUGCAACCACUAUAUCUGUUAAUAAUAUCAUUGGUCUCUGAUUCUUGUGCUGUUUUCUUCUGCAGGAGAUAGACAAAAUGUAGAUUCCCAACAGUACUAGAACUACAACUUCCAUGAUGCUUUGCUUGCUCCAAUUCUGGCAAAUCCUUGGAUGUCUGUUUCAUGUUGUAAGGGUUUGGGGUUUUUUUUGUUUGGGAGGGGGGUGGAGGACCAUCUAGCUCUUGCAGAAGUAAAGUUGCAUCAUGCGGUCUCUGGUCAUUUUAGUUUUACUUCUGAUGUCACUCAUUCUGUGUAGGAUUGAAUGUUUAGUGUUCAAUGUGCAUUGUGUAAUCUAUGUACAGAGUAAACCAGUAUUCAUAUUUUUAGGUGCUUAUUCAUAAGACUAUUCUAGCUUCGAUGUAUAGCAAGUGAAAAGGCUAGUAUGUAAAAAGCAGUUUUUUUUGUUUUUUUUUUCCCUUCUGUUUUUUUUUUAAUAUGUAAAUAAAUUGUAUAUUAAACAGCUUCAUAUUGAAGCUGACCUACUUCGAUAUGUUUCGUUACCAGGCCCACCACUCACAAAAGGUGUCCUGUUUUUAUGAAAGUGAUUUAUGACUAUAAAUAAAAAUUGUCUAACUUGUUGGUUUGUUGUGUUUUUGUGUAUACACCUUUAUGUUAUUUUCG
Messenger RNA from Pelobates cultripes (western spadefoot toad), 18998 nucleotides. Lineage: Eukaryota; Metazoa; Chordata; Amphibia; Anura; Pelobatidae. The record is from the annotation of a GenBank genome assembly.